AUGGGGUGUUUUACAUCUGAAUUAAAAAGAGGUGAUUCUAUCGAUUCACAAAGUUCGAAAACAGAAUUUAAAUACGCUGAUGGUAGAAGAUUUCAUAAUGUAAAAAAUGUCAUCUAUGCUCUACCAAAUGAUGAUGAUGAACAAGAUAGAUUACACUUACAACAUUUUUUGAUAAGAUAUCUUUUUCAAAGCAACUUUUCUGCUCCCAUCGAAAAUAUUUUGUCUGAAUCUGAUUCCAAAAUUCUAGAUGUUGGGUGUGGCGCAGCGUCAUGGUCAUUUGAUAUGGCAACUACAUAUCCAUCAGCUGAUGUUAUUGGAAUAGAUAUAUCAUCACAUCAACCUACACAAAUAAAACCUAAAAAUUUUACUUUCAUUAAAGGAAAUGUUUUAGACGGAUUACCAUUCGAAGAUAACACUUUUGAUUUUGUGUUUCAUCGAUUUUUAACUGCUAGUCAUCCUAAACAUAAGUGGCCAUACGUAGUGAAUGAAUUGGUCAGGGUUUUAAAACCAGGUGGAUUCUUAGAGCUAUGCGAAUUUUCUAAUCUGUUUGAUGUUGGACCUGUUAAUCAACGAUUAUGGUAUACAGCUGCAAAAGUAAUGGAGGAAAAAGGCAUAGAUUGGGAUACAUAUCAAAAAUUAGAAGAAUAUGCACAAAAUCAAGGUCAGUUAGUAAAUAUUAAAAAAGAAGCAAAACAAUGCUAUUAUGGUGCAAAGACAAAUAAUAUUGAACUUAGUAAAGUGGCUAUCAGUAAUAUAAGUACUUUAUAUAAUUCUCUUAAACCAUUGUUAAUGAAAACGUUAAACAUUUCUGAUUAUGAAUAUGAUGAAUUGGUUAAAGCAUCAAAAGAUGAGCUAUUUGAGUUUGAUUCUUAUUG
Messenger RNA from Cetraspora pellucida, 875 nucleotides. Lineage: Eukaryota; Fungi; Glomeromycota; Glomeromycetes; Diversisporales; Gigasporaceae. The record is from the annotation of a GenBank genome assembly.